Messenger RNA from Cicer arietinum (chickpea), 1003 nucleotides. RefSeq lists its product as uncharacterized. Gene Ontology annotation, biological process: root development; shoot system development. The record is from RefSeq and is a predicted model, not a curated record. Lineage: Eukaryota; Viridiplantae; Streptophyta; Magnoliopsida; Fabales; Fabaceae.
CAUCCUAAGAAACAAAAACAAAGAAAACAAUGGAAACCAUUUCAAAAUUUCCAUAUACACAUCAACCAUUAAGAUCCAUUAGUUUCCCCACAAGAGGAAACCCCUCUUCUCAAAGAGUACAAUCACUUUUAAACAACCUUAAACAACAUCACAAACACUCUCUCUCAUCCAACUUUUAUUCAAAAACAGAGACAAUUCAGAGUGAUUUAGUGUUACUUGCAGAGAUGUACAAUUGCAUGGAGGAAGAACUCUUCAAUUCUCAACAAACUCAACAAGCUCUUCUUCACUACAAAGAUGGAAAACUCAUAUCACAAACAUUGUGUGGUUCAGUCAUAUUGCUAGAUGCUUGUGAGUGUUCAAGGGAUUUAUUGUUGAUUCUUAGAGAACACAUGCAAACACUUGAGUCAUCAAUACGUAGAAGAAUUAGAAAAGGUGAUUCAAGCAUUGAAAAUAGUGUUUCUUCAUAUGAAAGUUUUAGAAAGAAUGCAAAGAAGAAAAUUUCAAAACAACUUUUGCAGCUAAAGAGAAUGCAGAACAAAGUUAAUUCAUUUUCUCUCUGUGAUAAUCAAGAUCAGAAACUAACCUUUUUGGCAACAGUUUUAAGAGAAGCAAAUACAAUUACUAUAACAAUACUAUGUUCUAUGCUACUUUUUUUGUCUAUGCCAGCACUUGGAACAAAAGGGUCAUCUUUGAUUUCAAAGUUGAAGCCUAUGAUGUUGUUUUCUUCUUUGAAAGAAGGGAAUAACAACAAUGGUGUUGGAGAACUUAACAAUGUUUUGUGUUGUCUUAUUGGAAAAGAGAAAAGUAGUGAUUAUAAUAGUGAAGGUCAAAGGGCAUUGAAAUUGUUGGAGAGAUUGAAUGUUGAUAUUGAUGGUUUGGAAAGUGGAUUAGAUUGCAUGUUUAGAUGUUUGGUAAAAAAUAGAGUUUUGUUUUUGAAUAUGCUUGCUCAUUAGGGUAACAUAAGUGGAGUAAUAUUCAAUGUCCUAUAUAAAGCAUGAGAGAC